ACCAACAACACAAAACUUGUACUCACAACUAAAAGAAGAACUCAAACGCAAGACAGAAAGAUCAAUGGCGAGCAACGGAGUUACCAACUGUAACGCAAACGCCAAUGUUUGGCGGUUCAAAGGAAACGGUGCAACGAGUGAUGCGGCGGCGGUGACGUUGAGAAAGCUUGCUUUUGGGAUGUUUAAAAACUGCACCAUGAACAGUGGAAAGACCAUUUUGUUCCCAACUCCCGGCGAGCCCUCCGCCCAUUCCAACUUCAGGACUUGCCCGGAAGCCGAGGAAGCCGUUGCCGCAGCUGCACGCUCCGGCAUGGCUAACUCUUACGCACCCAGCCCUGGAGUUUUCAAGGCUAGAAGGGCGGUGGCUGAAUAUUUAAACGGAGAACUUCCGACGAAGCUGAAGGCCGAGGAUGUGUAUAUCACCGGAGGAUGUAACCAAGCCAUAGAGAUCGUGAUAGAUUCUCUUGCCGGAAAUCCAUCCGCCAACAUUCUACUUCCAAGGCCGGGAUAUCCUCACUACGAUGCUCGUGCUGUCUAUAGCGGCCUCGAGAUUCGCAAAUACGAUCUUCUCCCCGAGAGUGAUUGGGAAAUCAAUCUCGAUGGCCUCGAGGCGGCUGCGGAUGAGAAUACCGUCGCAAUGGUAAUCAUCAACCCCAACAAUCCAUGUGGAAACGUCUACACCUACGACCAUCUCAACAAGGUCGCGGAGAUGGCUAGAAAACUCGGUAUAAUGAUAAUAUCCGACGAAGUAUAUGAUCAUGUUGUAUAUGGAGACAAGCCUUUUAUUCCCAUGGGGAAGUUUGCAUCAAUAGCUCCGGUGAUCACGCUCGGAUCCAUAUCCAAAGGAUGGGUCAACCCAGGCUGGAGAGUUGGCUGGAUCGCCAUGAACGAUCCUAAUGGUAUCUUUGUAUCUACAGGGGUAGUUCAAGCAAUAGAGGAUUUUCUUGAUUUAACUCCACAGCCUUCAUUUAUUCUCCAGGAAGCACUUCCUGAUAUAUUGGAGAAAACACCUAAAGAGUUCUUCGAGAAGAAGAUCAAAGCCAUGAGACGCAACGUCGAGCUUUCAUGUGAGAGGCUCAAGGAUAUUCCUUGUCUCUUUUGUCCCAAGAAACCCGAAUCUUGUUCUUAUUUAUGGUUGAAGCUUGACACAUCAAUGUUGAAUAAUAUCAAAAAUGAUUUUGAUUUCUGCACGAAGCUAGUUAGUGAGGAGAGUCUUAUCCUUAUACCAGGAGUGGCUCUAGGGGCAGAGAAUUGGGUGAGGAUAUCGAUAGGAACCGACGAAUCAGUGGUACAAGAAAUAUUUGACAGACUAAAAGGUUUCUAUGAUCGUCAUGCCAUCUCCAAGGAAGCUAUCAAACUCAGUGGCCAUGCCAUUAACCAGAUCGUCGUCUCUGUCAACUGAUUGUAGUAGUCCUAUGCCACAAGUCCACAUUAUAAUUUGUGCGUAAUUCCUUAAUUAUCAGGAACACAAUCAAGAAAAAUAGCAUUGGAUAAUGAAAUAAAGAUGUGUGAAAAAUAAAAGGAUAUUUGUUUUCAUUAUUAUACUCAUUUUCAACAUAGUUUUUGAUACAUUGUCUAUAUAAAAUUGAACAAGUGAACAAAAAGAAAGUUCAAUUAAGAGUGUUCUUCAAAAGCUCUCUAAUUCUGUCUAAAAUUCCUUCAAGUAUUUUCUAAAUGUUCUUCCAUAGUUUUUUCAUAUUUAAGAGGGUUUCUCAUCUUGAUUUAUAUCGGGUUUCUCAUAUAUUACGGUGUUGGACUAGUAAAGAAAUCUUAACACUAGCUCAUUACCGUAAUACCCGAGAAACUCUCUUAAAUCUGAAGAAAAAUAUGGAAGAACACUUAAAAAAUACUUUAAAAGUUUUUAGAGAGAAUUAGAGAACUUAUGAAGAAUACUCUUUUAUUUGAACUUUCUUUCUAUUCUCUUGUUGAACUUAAUUACAAAUGAUGGGGUGAGCUUACAAAAGUUUCUAGAUUAUUCUACCAUCAUCUCGAUAACUCUACUAAUAUAUCUACAUUUUUUUAUCUUACAAACUCCUACUUUAAGGAGGUGAUGAUUUUUAUGAUGCUUAUAGAAAAAUCUAGAACUUAGGCUUAACUUUGGGUUUAGUCCAAUAUAGAAUAUUGGAUUAUAAACCCAUGAUUUAGCUUAACCCAAAAUCAAGUUUAAUUUCAAUACGUUUGAACUCGUACCUAUCAACGGGAGGUUUGGCUUGGCUGCAUAACCGCAUUGAGGAGGAGUGACGCUCGUUGUGUCUCUGUUUUUUUGAGUGAUUACGCUCUGUUUUUGGCUGUAUUGCCUGAUUUGUUAUCUUUCUUCAUUGAUUUUUCGGCCGUUAAAAAAAAACCUCUAACAUGCGAGUCUUGUAAGUAAAUCUUAACUUUAAGCUAUAUAUGCAUU
Arabidopsis thaliana (thale cress) is the source of this 2398-nucleotide messenger RNA. RefSeq names its product tyrosine aminotransferase 3 (gene TAT3). Gene Ontology annotation, molecular function: pyridoxal phosphate binding; transaminase activity. Bases 65 to 1402 code for a protein of 445 amino acids. Gene Ontology annotation, biological process: amino acid metabolic process. The transcript is spliced from 7 exons. The record is from RefSeq and is marked reviewed. Lineage: Eukaryota; Viridiplantae; Streptophyta; Magnoliopsida; Brassicales; Brassicaceae.